AUGUGGGCCUCGGGGCAGCGCCCUGCGGCGGAAUUAAGAUGCUCAGACGGGGCCCCCGUCCCGCCCUCCACCCGCUUGUCGCCUGCUUGUGCAGGUGAGGUCAGCCCGCAGCCUGCACCGGCCUCUGGGGCCGAGUGCCCCGCCCGCGGCCCGUCUGUGGCCCCAGCCCGUCAUGACCAGCGCCCGGCCCAAGAGCCGUCCCCGGUCCCCCUCGCGGCGCCGCAGCAUCCAGCAGGCGGCUCUCAGAGCCCCAGCCCGUACCAGCCUCUGAGACCGCCCCUGUUGCCCCUCCUGAUGCCGCCAAGCGUGGCCUGGCCUUGCCUGCUGGUGCCAGUGGCGUGA
Rangifer tarandus platyrhynchus (Svalbard reindeer) is the source of this 342-nucleotide messenger RNA. Lineage: Eukaryota; Metazoa; Chordata; Mammalia; Artiodactyla; Cervidae. The record is from the annotation of a GenBank genome assembly.